Molecule: messenger RNA, 2328 nt
Organism: Papilio xuthus (Asian swallowtail)
Lineage: Eukaryota; Metazoa; Arthropoda; Insecta; Lepidoptera; Papilionidae
Product: ATP-binding cassette sub-family G member 4
Exons: 10
Coding region: 261-2144 (627 amino acids)
Biological process (GO): transmembrane transport
Cellular component (GO): plasma membrane
Molecular function (GO): ATP hydrolysis activity; ATP binding; ABC-type transporter activity
Source: RefSeq, a predicted model, not a curated record
GCGCCAGCCAGGCUGGGUUGUGCGCGAUAACGGAAUACUGGCCAUACAAAUACCACGACACCGAUAAAUACUUUUUAAAAGAAAAUACGAAUGACAUCGCGCUUUUCGAAUUUCAAUUGUUUAUGAUAAUUGUUAGUUCGGAAAUUAAAUUUUAGUGCAAAUUGUGCAUAGACAUAUGCAAGAUUUUGUGACUUUUUCCAUGAGAUUGUUUUUCGUGUUUCUUUGAAAAAAAUAAUUUCAGGAAAAGAAGCCUAUCCACAAUGGAUUUGGAGUUCCGAAACCUUUCGUACACUGUGUACAGCCGCAUAACAAAAGGAGAUCAGAAACAUAUUGUAAAAGGUGUGAGUGGUAGAUUCCUGUCGGGACAGCUUGUAGCCAUCAUGGGUCCCUCAGGUGCCGGUAAAAGUUCACUGCUAAACGCUAUAUCAGGAUACAGAUCAGCUGGCGUCACAGGCGAGCUGCUGGUGAAUGGGCAGGUGCGAGACGAGCAGCUGUUCCAGAGGUCUUCGUGUUACAUCACGCAAGAAGACCUGCUGCAGCCCUACCUCUCAGUGCGAGAGGCGAUGGACGUUGCCGCUAGCCUCAAGCUAUCGAAAGGCACGACGGCACACGCUGAGGAAAUACUGCAAGAGUUAGGGCUGCUGGAGCAUCAGCACACGAAGACUGAUCAGUUAUCAGGGGGACAAAAGAAACGGUUGUCGAUAGCCCUGGAGUUGGUGAAUAAUCCCCCAGUGUUCUUCUUGGACGAGCCAACUAGCGGACUAGACACCGUGACUACAGUCCAGUGCGUGAAACUAUUGCGACAGCUCGCUAGACAAGGCAGAACAGUUGUGUGUACUAUACACCAACCAUCUGCCUCACUACUCGAACUUUUUGAUCAGGUAUAUGUGAUUGCUAAUGGACUCUGCAUAUACCAGGGCGACACAGAAGCAAUGGUCCCACAUCUAGAGAGUGCGGGAUUACCGUGUCCAAGACAUUACAAUCCAGCUGAUUUCAUUAUCGAAGUCACAGAAAAUCCACAAAACAUAAUAAUGCUAUCUGAACAAAUUCAUAAUGGAAAGUUAUAUAAAUCUUCAAAACUGGAUAUACCACCGAUUGAAGCAUCAAACAAUUUGGAACUCAAAAUUUGCUAUCAAGCUGAAGAUGAAACAAGCGAGACAGAGAUCGUGUUAUCCAAUCAAAAGUGUACGUACAAAGUGAAUCAAUAUGAAGUUAGAAACUCUAUGACGUCAUUAUCUAGUCAAGUAUCAAGGGACAACUCGUCACUAGCCUGGAUGAAAAUACAAAAGUCUGAACAGGGAAGAUAUCCAACUACAUGUUUUGAACAGUUUUUUAUACUACUCCGACGGAUGUUGAAACAAAUAUCAAGGAAUCGACAAGCUCUAUGGAUUCAGACAAUACACCAUACGAUGUGCGGCGUGUUGAUAGGACUGUGCUUCUUCGAUAUGGCCAACGACGGCACGCAGAUGUUCAAUCACUUGAAGAUGUGCGUCGGCCUCGUUAUAUUCUUUGCUUAUACGCAGAUCAUGGUCCCAGUCCUAGUCUAUCCACAAGAAGUGAAACUUGUAAAGAAAGAGCAUUUCAACGGCUGGUAUAGUUUGUGUCCGUACUACGCUGCACUGACCGUCUCCAAGUUACCGGUGCAAGUGACAUUGAACAUUGUCUUCUGUACCAUCGUAUACUUUAUGGUCGGUGUGCCGUUUGCUGUGACCAGAUUCAUCUGCUUCUGUCUGAUAGCUAACAUCGUCUCCCUCGCCUCUGAAGGCAUGGGUAUGGCUAUUGGAUCCGUCUUCAACGUACAAAAUGGCUGUGCUAUAGGACCAACAGCGAUAGCUCCGUUCCUUGGUUUGGCAAUCUACGGCUUCGACUUCGCUCAUCGCAUUCCACUGCUCAUGAACAUCCUGAUGAAGACAUCCUUCAUCAGAUGCGGUGUGGUCGCAAUGGUCCUCACAAUAUUCGGCUUCGGUAGAACCCCUCUAGAGUGCAAAGAUAUGUAUUGCCACUUCGCAAAACCUGACGUUUUAUUGAAAUAUCUGGAUAUUGACAAAACCUCAGUCUGGUUUGAAAUGAGCCUAAUAAUCUUGAUUAUGGUGAUUUUUAGGUUAUUAUCCUUUUUCGGUUUAAAAUGGAGAUUUGCAACAUGAUUGUUGCAACGUUUCCAAGUGGCCAGUACAAGCUGAUGUGAUAAAUUAUUGUAAAUCUGUAAGCAUAGGAAUUCUAACCUAAUCAUUACGACUUAGGGUCCUUUAAGAAGCAAGUGAAACUCUCUGGUAUUGCAGAUGUCCAUGAGCAAUGAUUCACUAUUGCUCGUUUGGCUCCUUAAUUAAA